ACCUCGCGUUACCUUCGUUUGUUCCAGUUAACUUAUAACUUAGUUAACUUAUAAUAACUGCUCUGAAUUCACCAUUAGAAAUCGCAUUUUCGAGGGAAUCUGUCAUCAGUGCACUACCUCCUAUUACGUCAAAGUUUAGUUGUUCUGCAAGUUUUGAGUAAAAGCUCAAUACAAGCUUGCAUUUGUGUAUGUUGGUAACUAUGAGUCGCGAGAAAAUUGUUGACUUCAAAACAGACUUAAAGUGAUUUUUUCCCCCUAAAAAACAGCAAACCAAACAGAAAACUACAUAGUAAAAAUGGAUUCAUCAGAGCCCAUUCCAGUAAGUUUUGCUCAAAUGGAAAAAGAUCUUAUUUCUGCCCUUGAAAGUGAUGCUCACAGUCAGCUAGAGAAUGAGGCUAAACUCAGAGCCAUAUCUCAGCGGGUUUCAUAUGAUGAAUUCAGAGACAUUGUACGUGGAGUUCAUCUAAAACCAGUACCAACUGGCUCGCUUUCUGUCAACAAACCACAAAAAGGAAGAAUAUGGAAUAACAUUGCAUUGAGCAAAAAAAGUUAUGAAACAGAGGCAUGUGAAGCUAGAAAAGUAACAGCAGCAACACCAGCAAAUAACUACAGCCUUAAUCAACUCCCAAUAUCUGCUCAAUUUCUGAAUUCCUGGCAGCAAUCAGACACAAAAUCAAGGCUUUUGAUUUUGUAUAAAAUAGGUCCUGCAGGUUUAAAUAAUAUAUUUACAAUUGACAUGCCAACUGCCCUGUUGGGAGAAAUUUUUGAAGCUCUCCUCUGUUUCAAUCCUGUAACAGAUGUGGUAGCAGUGAUUAAGUUGAUGGAAGCGCUCACUAAAAUUAAGCGUUUCAAUCUAAUUGUACAUUUUCUCAAUGCUUCUGAGAGGGCAACCUGUCAGCAGUUGAUUCAUAAGCUCUUAGCUAGUCUUGUUCAACGGGAACAAGAUUUUGCUGAAGAAGGCAUUACAGAGUGGACCAUUCAAGAAUUGGGCAAACGAUUUCUAGUUAGGUUAUAAAGGAAUUCACCCACUACUUACCUUCUUGUUCCUCCCAACUGUCAAUCUCCAAAGACCAUUUCUCUAAGAGAAAGCCAGCAGCAAAGUAUUCAUCAGAUUCUGAAAGGGGAAGAAUUAUAUUUUAAAUUUUUUAUACCUAAUUAUCCACUGAACAAAACAUUUUCAUUUGUUACAGUGUUGUUAAAACUGCCAAUUAUUCCCGUUUUUAUUGUCAUUUGUUCAGUCAUUCCUUCUAUUAGUUAUAUAAAAUUUAGUUCUUUGGAAUAUCGGUUUGUGAUGUUACGCAAUCAACUCAUUUUCUUAGCUUUUUCCAGCCUUUGUGUUUGUCUGGCAUCUUUAAAACUCAAUUAGAAAUAAAUAAUACAAAAUAUUAAA
Messenger RNA from Daphnia pulex (common water flea), 1390 nucleotides. RefSeq names its product coiled-coil domain-containing protein 103-like. Gene Ontology annotation, cellular component: outer dynein arm. Bases 296 to 1015 code for a protein of 239 amino acids. Gene Ontology annotation, biological process: epithelial cilium movement involved in extracellular fluid movement; determination of left/right symmetry; inner dynein arm assembly. The transcript is spliced from 3 exons. Lineage: Eukaryota; Metazoa; Arthropoda; Branchiopoda; Diplostraca; Daphniidae. The record is from RefSeq and is a predicted model, not a curated record.